Messenger RNA from Paramuricea clavata, 4580 nucleotides. The record is from the annotation of a GenBank genome assembly. Lineage: Eukaryota; Metazoa; Cnidaria; Anthozoa; Malacalcyonacea; Plexauridae.
AAUAGAAGAAACAGCCUGCUGUAUGCCUUGUGUAUUGCGAGUGAAAAUACUGAAAAUGAAACCAGAUUUGUAUGUGUCAAAGCAUAUACGUUAGAUGGGGAAAUCACAGUCGAGGCAACCGACAUCUGAAGUGAAAGAUGGAAAUUAUGUUCGUUUCGCCUUAGUAGGGUCAAGUGGUUGUGGGAAGUCGGCUUUUGUCAACGCUGUUAGAGGGUAUAGUCAAAUUUUAAUUUUUGAGCAUGCCAGAGUCUCCAUGAGCUAGCGUUUCGUUAACUCUAAUCGCUCCAAGCAUCAUCGCUCAGUCAAACAAGACGAACUCGCAAGACUUUAGAGUUGAACGAGAGUUUGGCGAACGAGCGUUUCCACGAAUAUCAUGCAGUCGCUAUGUUACUGGAUCGGUCAAUUUUUGUGUCAUAUAACAUAGAUAUGGCUAUAUAUUUUGAUGGGUACGUGUAUACGCAAAUAACUUUACUGUGUAUCCACGUACCUUUUUCCACCAAAACACAUGGUUAGCUACACAAUAGGUAUGGCCACACUUUAACGUUUACAGGGAAGCAUGAAAUGUGAGUGUAUGACAUAAUUCGAUCAAACGAUAACAAGAGUUGCACUCACCCACUAUAAGUUUGUUAAAUAAGCUGAUGUUAGUUCAAGAUUGAAUUAGUCAUGAUCAUGGAAUAUACGUACUGUAGCUCUCUUUCUCUCUCUCUCUCUCUAUAUAUAUAUAUAUAUAUAUAUAUGUAUAUCGCACUGCCAGAGGAAUGUUCAUUAUUGUGCUGUUUCAGUUGUGGAAUGUUCUGGAUAAUAUGUAAGCAAAAAGGUAGCAACUCAAUAGUUUUUUAUAUACGAACAUUCAGGAACACACCGUUGGUUAUAUAAUAAAUAUAACCAGAGAGAUGUGAGGCAUGAUACAGCGAGCCUGAGCGCAAUUGUUAUACGGUCGAUUUCGCAUAACGUCUACCAAAAUAUUCGCAAGUUCGUUGCAAAUUUCAGAAGGUCAUGCUGAUAUUCUCAGGCCAUGUAAACAAAGCCUUAAUUUGAUUAGUCCUCUAUAAAUUGAAAAGAAGACUUUACAAACUGGUUUGAUGCACGUUUGAACUCCGCAACGAACAUGCGAACUUCGGUACUGUAUACUGCUAGUUAUAUGUAAAAUCGACUGCAAUAACCCCAGCAUUUGGAUAAUAUUGACCGUUAGUAUAAAUUCAGUAUUGAAAAUUGGCUUUCAAGCGUUCUGAUCAGAUUGGUUCCCUCAGCUGUAACUGUAUACUCUUAGUCUGUCUGAGACAAUAAUCAGACUGCUCUGAGCAGUAUAUCUAUCUAUAUCUAUCUAUCUAUAUCUAUCUAUAUAUACAGGGUGUAUAAAAAAAAGUAAGACAAUUUUGAAAUUGCUCUCAAUUCCACAAUUCUGUUCAUGAAAUGAAAUUUUUGCUAUAUAUGGAUUGCUUGAGUUCUUAAAUUGUAGAAAAUAUAAAAAAAUUUGAAAAUAGUAAAUUUUGCGAUCCAGGGGGGUGGUCAACUUUUGCUCCCCUAAAAGUGGCUUGCGCACGGAAAUGACAAACGGUAUUCUUUAUUUGAGUUCAUGUAUAUGAAAAGUUCGCUAUUUUUUGCAUUUAUGAUAAAAUUUCGGCAGGAUAUUACCGAGUACAAAUCCACCGAAAAACCUAUGAAAACGUCACAUUUUUCUCCGUUGGUGCUGUUCUUGCUUCAUUUUGAAUUCAUUUUUACUCCCAUGAGAGUUCCAUGGGAUUUCCAUGGAAUGUGUGCUUUCGAGUUGUUUGUGCUAAAACGCAUUUUCUUGUAUAAUACCCCGUACACUUUGAAAUGGCGAUGCCACAAUUUACCUAUCUUGGACUUAUUUUUAAUGUACCCUGGCAGAUCGUCUAUAUAAACCAGGAACAAGAGUGGCCUUAGAAUCGAACCUUGUGGGACACCAGAAUAAACUUAAAGACUUUCGGAAUAUAGUCCUUGCAGAGUAACUCGUUGGUGUCUUCCUGAGAGGUAACAUUUAAUCAAAGUAAUAAGUCGCCUGUUAUGCUGAAGAGAGGUAAUUUUCUGAUAAGAGAAGAGUGCGGCACUUUAUCAAAAGCUUUGCUAAAGUCCAAAUAGAUUAUGUCCGUAGUUCUUUACCUCUGCCAAGCCUUCAAUGGUAUCUUGAUAAAUCGCAAGAAGUUGAGUAACGGUAGAUCUUCCUUUCAAGAAGCCAUGUUGCAUGCAUACGAUACAAUUGGGGAGAUAUGUGGGCAAGACAGUGAUUGUGAACACACCUUUCCAACGUUUUUGAGAGGAGACUUAAUGGAGAAAUAGGUCUGUAAAUUGUUAACUAGUGAUGAGUUAACUAGUGAUAGUUACAAUACUGAAUUUAUACUAAAACAAUUAGUCACCUCAGGCUUUAUAAUCACAAGGCUAUGUUCACUUCGCAGAGUCCGUGAAUGUAGGCUGGUAAUCACCUCGCCUUCGGUGACUAAUUCUUAAUUAGCGUAGUUUCAGUAGCGACCAGAAUUAAUGCUGCAUGGGUUUGCAUGACGGAUAAUCCAAGUGAGCAUAUAUAUACUCUACGAUUAUCCACCAAACCUAGCAUUCUAGUUCAGCCAAGUAAGGUGCAAAUCACAUGUUUCAUGUUACACCGUAUCACAACCCGCACAGCCAAAAAUCUAGCCUAAACUCUAGCGAGUCAUUGACAAAACAUGUUCGGGCAACUUGAAAAAACAUUGUCAAAAAUAAUAAAAUACCAUAGCACAGAUAUACUUUAGAGGAUCCGUGGAUAUGCAGUCAAGUUCACUGUGCUAUGGUAUUUUAUAAUAAAUAGACGGUGCAAUAGGUUUUCAGUGAAAAUAUAAUGAAGACAUGGUGUCAUAUACAGCAACAUUGCUUAGGGGGCGGGCGUAUAUAUUUGGCUAUUUAUAGGAAUCUUGAAUAACAGUAUGCAUCGUUGAUUCGCCCAGUCAGUUAUAGACUUAUAGUCAGCGAACUGUAAUAACACUGGUUAUAAUACACAAAUAAUUAAUGUUCAUUAAUGCAAUGGUGAAAAAUUCAGUUAUAUAAUACGAACAUAAUAUAUGCUCAUUAGUGCAACGGUAAAACAAUUUCAUGAGGUGAAAGAUGGAAUUUUUGGAGACCGACCAUCCUAAAAGUUUAUUGCGCUUCAGGGUGGCCACGUCACAUAAGGGACCGGUAAUUAAAAAUGGGAGGGGGGGGAGGGGCGGUAGAUGAUAAAUACCAAAUAUUGAACAUUUUCUAGAGCCGUCCCAAUCGCAAGACCUUAAUUUUCAAGACAUCUUCACCUUCAUCUAGAAAAUUUAGCCCCCCCCCCAGCAUAUUAACAAUUGUCGGACUCCUUUGGUGAACUGCAUAUACGUAAUAAACUAUGAAAACUGCGAUUACAGGAACUAAAGAAGGUGAAAUAUUUUUGGGGAUACGAUAAAGGCGAGAGAUUGAAAAUCAGCAGGAAAAUAUUUAAAAAUUGGGGUCCCCCCUCGUCACAUAUUAUUCAGUUUGAGGCCGCCCCCAAUUCAGGGAAAUAUAGUCAGCCAAUUCUAUCUGAGGCAGUUUUAAAUAAAACGUUCAACAGGGGCGUAGGAAGAAUCAAAAGAUUGGGAGGCACCGGCUUCCAGGGGCACUUUCGGACAUUGAAAAAGGCACCUAAAAAUUUUUCUCAGAAAUGUUGGCGACGGGGGGGGGAUUUUCCCGUCAUACACACAGAAAUUGCACGUUUGCGGCCAAAUUUAUUUUAAAAACAUCGAAAUUUCCAAACAGAAAGGGCACCUUUGAUGUUAAUUUAGUAUUUGCAGCGACAUUAGCUUGAACAAAAAAGGAACUUUUCAUCACAAAAAAGGGCACUUUUAGUUCUUUGAAAAAAUCGGGGGUGGGGGGGUACGUGCCCUCUGCCCCCCCCCCCCAAUAAAAACGUAAAACGAUCAAUCUCGUUCCCGAGCUUGGGAUUUGUUUGGUUGAACGUUGAGAUGGUCAAAUUUUAUGCAAUACACAGUCUUGUAGUCCACGACAAUCAUGCAGUCUGUAAGUAUACAAUAAGUAGUAUAUUUUUACUUGUCUUGUGUAGCGUUGACGAUGAAGACGAACUUGCAGCGAGCGUUGACGUUGUUCAAACAGAGCAACAGCCCACCGAAUACACUUAUCCAUCAAAUCCACAAGUCAUUUUCUGGGAUCUACCCGGUUUUGGUACACCCAGCUAUCCUGAUGUUGAAACCUACUGGAGAAAACUUGAAUUGGAAAAGUUUGAUAUAUUUCUUAUCUUUAUUUCACUGCGAGUAACAGAACAUGAUCUCGCAGUAGUAAAGAAAGUUAAAUCUUUGAACAAAUCAUUCUUUCUCAUUCGUACCAAGAUUGAUGAAGAUGUCGAAUGCAUGAAGAGGAAACUGAAAAAUCGGUUCAAAGAAAAAAAGAUGCUGUUGGAAAUUAGAAAUUAUAUACUGAACCAGACAGGUCAUUUGUUAUGCGCUGAAAAAGACGUAUUCAUUAUCAGUAACUACGAGCCACGCAAGUGGGAGUUCUUUCCAUUAAUCGAAGCCAUAAUCAACACAAUGCCCGUUCCUGAAAUUGGUGAGUAUAGCAAACUCUUUAUAUGA